Daphnia magna is the source of this 5568-nucleotide messenger RNA. RefSeq names its product zinc finger protein 423 (gene L). Gene Ontology annotation, molecular function: DNA-binding transcription factor activity, RNA polymerase II-specific; RNA polymerase II transcription regulatory region sequence-specific DNA binding. Bases 1787 to 5392 code for a protein of 1201 amino acids. Gene Ontology annotation, biological process: regulation of transcription by RNA polymerase II. The record is from RefSeq and is a predicted model, not a curated record. Gene Ontology annotation, cellular component: nucleus. Lineage: Eukaryota; Metazoa; Arthropoda; Branchiopoda; Diplostraca; Daphniidae. The transcript is spliced from 6 exons.
CGUUUUUAUUAAACCCAACACGAAAAAUGAAAUAUCGGGUGAGGACGUUAUAACAAGAUAGCGAAAAACACAUUUUUGCAUGCACACCUAUUAAUAUUAAAUAAUCAUCGAUUAAAAAGAAACUGUUUUCACCUUUCACUUGUGCCGUUACAUUUCUAACGCUCCCAUCAUGAAAACGAACAAGUUUUUUUAAAAAAAGAAAAGAAAAGAAAAGAACGACAAAGGUAUAGACUAAGAUGGAGUGGAAUAUACGAAUAUAGAGAUGCAGGAGCGCGCGGUGUUUCUUUUAUAAUGUCAAAAAGGAAGAUGUCUGGGUGUUUUUCGCUGCUGCACUGGUCUACGACUUAUAUAGUAGUUUGUAUGUGAGUAGAUGGCUCUAUCUUAGUUCUAUUCCUUGACUCAGGUAUCUCCGCUCAUUAAAGCCACGCGUUUUUUUUCCCUCUCUCUCUUUUCUUUUUUGACUCUCUUCAUUUGAAUGGUUGAUGUCUUGUUUCCAGUCCUGGAACCGAGGGGAGCACACACAAAUUUCAACAACAAAAUAAAAAAAUGUGGUUGAAAGAGAGAGAGAGAGAGAGGACUCCCCCUGGGCUUAUUUGAACCUUCUUCUCUUCUAUUUUCUUCUUCAAUUCUUGGCCCUCUUUUCGAUUCCGUAGUCCCGCCCAGCUAUACUAUACUCUGACUGGGCACGCUAGCGUGUGUAGGUUUUUAUAAUAGCCGAGAAGGAAGAGAUGAAGGAACCCGACCGCUUUGGUCAUCGUCCGCUUGGCUUGCCGACGAAAUUGUGCGAGAUCUUGUUGAAUCACUCUUUCAACAACGGAAUCAAAAGCCAUUUUGAGGACGUCACAGCCGUACAUGGACCUUUACACACAUUGAAUACGGUUAAAUACAUAACCGGAAUGGCCGAAAGAUGUGGAGGAAUCAUGUUUGCCUCGAGUGACUUUCACAGUCGGUGCUAUUCAACAAGUGGGCAGACUUUGAAAAUCAUCAGUUGGAUUCUUCAAAAAUAAGAAAAGAAGGAAAAAAUGUUUUUUUUUUUAUUCUGAUUGAGUGUUCGAGCGAGAACGCGAGCUGAGGGUGCCUGGCAUGAUGUCUUGGGUGGGGGUCUUUUCUUUCAAAAAAGUUCUUCUUCGAUUUUUUCUUCUACUUCUUCCUUUCUUCUCUUAUCUGAUAUGGCCACUCCUUCGCCACCCAUCCGUUUCUCGGUGGAGUAGGUGGAGGAGGAGCACAAGGAGGAGAGAAAGGUUCCCCGUCGAGAUUGAAAACUUCUCCCAAGCCACCACAACACAGUGGACGAGCAGCCAACAAGUGAGAGAAGGAAAACGAAGCAAAAGAGAAAGAGAGACGGAACAUAGAAGAGACCACAAGACGACUCAACUCGGUCGAGUCAACACGUACCGUGAAACGGCAAGAGUCUUUUGCGCUAGACACUCGGUUGCCCUUUUGAUGACUUCUCCUCCAUCUCGAGUUACACGACAUCUGUUUCUUCUCCGGCUUGAUUCCAGUGUGUGUUUGUGUUUUAACUACAACAUCUUUCGGCUCGAAACUGAACGAUUCCAAAGGAUUAUUUGACACAUUCCACACCUACCCCCCCCGUCCCUCAAAAGAGCCUCAAUUAGCCAACACUUGUGGUUUAGUGUACACGGCUAUUUUACAAAUCAAGUGGACAGUGUUUCUGACUAAUCGUUUUUGUAUUUGACUCAAACUUGUUUGUGCAGUGGUUUCGUUUGUUUUGUUUUUGCUCGUGAAUUACGUUGUCGAAUUGCGGCGACAAGAGGAAUUCGAUAAGAUGCCGCCUACCGACGGCCAAGUUGUCCUGUCGGCGCCUCCGACCAGCACCAACGGCCCACCUGGCGAUUCCAACGCCGCGUUAGCCGCCAACUCUGCCCUUUCCGUCCCGUUCACGUGCAAUUUUUGCCAGCGAUCAUUUCCGCGGUUAUCUCUCCUCAAAAAACACGAACAGGCUCAUAGUGACGAGAUGCCCUUUCGCUGCGAUUUCUGCUUGCGACUCUUCAAGCACAAAAGAUCUCGUGAUCGUCACGUCAAACUCCACACGGGCGAUAAAAAAUAUCGGUGCCAACAUUGCGAGGCCGCCUUUUCUCGAAGUGAUCAUUUAAAAAUCCAUGUCAAGACGCACGACACCCGCAAGCCAUUCCAAUGCAGCGUCUGUCAACGCGGUUACAGCACGGCGGCAGCUCUGACGUCGCACAUGUUAAACCAUCGACGUGAAUCCGGAUCACGUUGCGGAUCGCUUUGUUCGUCAACUUCCAGCGUUUCGGCAGCUUCAACCACCUGCUCGUCUGCCACACCCAAUCACGGCCGUAGCACGUCAUCCAACGCGUCGACGCCUUGCCCGACAUCGUUGCCGUCAUCGUCACCUGUUUCACCGCCACCGACGCCAACAAACGACGCUCCAAGCGUUCGAACGAUGAGCCCAUCGACGGCUAUCAAACAGCAUCCGCCUCCAUCGUCUGUCACUCCGCCCAUGGAACUGCCCAACAGUCCAGCCAGUCCACCCAUUUCGCAGUACCAGAAUCAGCAGCAAACAUCACCGGAAAUGGACAAGUCGACUGUAAUCCGACCGGCUUUGCAACUUGCGGUUUCAGAAAUGGCCAGUCCUUUGUCGAAAUCAGACGCGGUUGUCAAAGAGGACGACGUGAUGGCCACUGCCAAAGUUUCACCUAUCGCCCUCCAGUGCCCUUACUGUGCAAAAGAAUCUUUUUCUUCAUUGGCCGCGCUCAGCCUUCACGUCCAAACUCUUCACGGGCCCUUGAGUCGCCGCGAUGGCCAACAUGGCGGCGCUGAUGCUGGACAACAAGGACUACUCUACGCUUGUCAGUUGUGCACGUUGCGAUUCGGCAAUUUGCCCGCUCUACAGCAACACACUUUAUCGGCUCAUAGUCUGGCUGAUCUUCUACAACUUUAUUGUCCAGCACCGGCGGCCAAAAUUGGACCACCUGGCGAACAGUCGGACGCGCAAAACUUCCCCACCGAUCUGAGUUGCCCCAAGAAACGGAACGAAGUGGAAGAAGAAAUCGAAGGCCGCUUUUCUUGCCCGCAAUGUCCGUCGGAAUUUAAACAAUCGGAAAUCGAAGCGUUUCAGGCACACGUGGCUGGCCAUUUGAUGUCCAGCUGGAACGAGUAUGGCUGCUCGUCGUGCGUUAAGAGCUUCACUACACCCGACGAACUUCAGAAACAUUUGCUGGACAUGCACGCUCAUCAUCUCUAUCGAUGCGCCCUCUGUAAAGAAACGUUUGAUUCAAAAGUUUCCAUCCAAGUUCAUCUGGCCGUUCAGCACAGCAGCGAAUCGAAAUUGUACCGAUGCACGGGCUGCCCGGCGUCGGAUGAAACGUCUUCCGUUUUCCGAACCGAAGCGGAGUUCAACACGCACGUCGUGGUGGCGCACACUUCACGAAUUCCGCCUGUUAAGCAACAACCUGUGGCCCUCCUCAAAUGUCCACUUUGCCCGCAGUCCUUUGCGGUGGAAUUCUUGCUGGAACGGCACAUGCAUCUAACUCAUCAUGGCCAUCGAUUACCUUCUUCAAGCGACGCACCGUUGACGGCUAUGACUAGCGAGAGUUCAACUCCGGCCAAAGUGGAAAAGACGGACAAGUCUGAAAAUAACUCGACAACAUCCACGGUGCUGAACCUGAGCCUCAAUUGCGCUUAUUGCGGCGAAACGUGCAAAUCGAGAUCGGAGCUGGAGGCUCACAUGAAGAAUGCCCAUCAUCCGCCAAGUAGCAAUGGUCCGUCUAGCUCUAAUUUACUUCCAUCGCCGGCUGCAAAUGGCCGAAUCAAAUGCAACAUUUGCGAUGAGAUUUUUUCUUCGGCUUCGAUCUUGGCCGAACACAAAUUGUCUCAUUGCAAAGUGUCCGGCGCUGCUGUUUGCGCCCAGUGCCGCGUCCCUCUACCGACCGAGGAAGCUUACUAUGCCCACCUGCAAGCCCCGCCUCACGGCCCUAGCGCUACGCCUCCCCUGACGUGUUUAGUAUGCCGGCAGACGCUCAAUUUACCCCUGGAAGUCGGUUUGCAUGCUCGCUUCCACACUGCCGGCCAGUCGGCCGGCCCUCCACAACCGGAACCAUCCCUGUAUCCGUGUUCCUUCUGCCACCGUCAUCUGGAAUCUACCAAUUUGAUUGCCAAUGGAAUGGCUUUAAACGGGCAGCAAACUUACAUUUGCAAAGAUUGCCUUCACGCUCACAAUCAGAUGAUGGUCCACCAACAGACGGCCCUCUUCCCACUGCCCCAGCCGCCGCCCAGGAGCUAUCAGUGUAUCAAGUGCCAGGAGAUCUUCGCCACUGAAGCAGAAAUUCAAUCUCACGUGGCCAGCCAUCUAGUGUCGGAGGGAUGUCUGCAUCCGUGUCGCCUCUGUGCACGCCAGUUCGACACGCCUCUCAAACUGCAGGCCCAUUUGAUUGAACACACGUUUGCUGGCUGUCCAGCCUUCGCUUGCUACCUGUGCGGAUGUCUGUUCACCGCCGCCGCCAAUUUGCAACGCCACAUGUUUGACCAGCAUGGUGGCGCUGUCGGAUUGAGACCCUACGAUUGCUCUCGUUGUCAUCUCAAGUUCUUCUUCCGGGCCGAGUUGGAGAAUCAUUUGCUCAGUCACAUUGAACCGCAACCUGCCGGUGGAUCGGCACAACACCCGUCGACAAUGGAACAGGAUAAAGCGACGGAUGUGCCGGAAGAAUCGAGGAGUUUCAACGACGAAGAAGAGGAAGAAUUGAAUGACGAAGAUGAUAACAUCUCUGUGACAUCUUCAUCGCACGCGUCCGAGAUCACACUGUCGGAUGCUCAAAAGGCGGCCAAUGCCAUACCGGAAGAGAUUUCGGAAGAAAGGAACGGCAAAGAUUCUGAGAUGUCCGACAGCUCAGAUUCUUCUUCUCUCUUUUCGUCAGCUUGUUCCAGUUCAUCCUCUGUAACGCGGAAAGAGCAACCGGAAUCUUCAGCGACGAGUUCAUUCCGGUGCGACCGCUGUGACCAAUCGUUUCCGUGCCUCAGCAACUUGCAGGGCCACGUUCGCAUCCACACGCAAAGCCGUCGAUUCACCUGCCCAGAGGCCAGUUGCGGCAAAGAGUUUGCACUACGCCGGAAUCUUCACAUUCACAUGCGGUCACACACCGGUGACCGUCCCUACUCCUGCCCGAUGUGCCCGAAGCGAUUCGCCCGGAAGGAGAAUCGCAAAGCUCAUCUCAAGUUGCACAGCGGAGUGAAACCUUUCAGCUGUUCCAUUUGUUCCAAGACCUUCGCCCGCAAAAGCCAUUUGAGUGAACACGGCCGUACCCAUUCCUCUGCAGCCGAUCAUUCACCAUCAGUUAACAGUAGUGCCAAAAUGCCUGUUGCGGCAGCAGAACCGAACGGGACUGCCACGGAAAACUCCGUUGAUAUCAACUAGCCAAAAAAUUGUUUGCGUACAUAUAGUUUAUGUGAUGGUUCGUUUUUUUUUUUUUUUUUAAGAUUACUCUCACAAUCUUGAAUGAGUUUCGGCUUAUAUAAUAAUUGUUUUCUUUGAUAUUGCUCAGUGUGCGUGUCGGUUAAAGUUUGAACGAAAUCGAUUUUCUGUUACUUCCA